This is a messenger RNA of Chondrus crispus (carragheen), 942 nucleotides long. RefSeq lists its product as hypothetical. The coding region runs from base 1 to 942 and encodes 313 amino acids. The transcript has a single exon. The record is from RefSeq and is a predicted model, not a curated record. Lineage: Eukaryota; Rhodophyta; Florideophyceae; Gigartinales; Gigartinaceae. Gene Ontology annotation, cellular component: cytoplasm; membrane.
AUGGCGCAAUCCAUUUUGAGGCUUGGCCGUCAGAGUGGAUUCUUGAGCGCCAUUGCAACUACUAGGACUCAUUCGCGCACAUCAGGAGAAAUUCUAUCUAGAGCGUGGAGAUGCCAAAGUCUGGUGUGCACCUGGCAAGUCCUAGAAACGAGACCGCCAGCAGGGUUAUGGCGCCGAGAUCAGAGUCCAGCGUGGGCCUGCGUAGCUGGAAGCCCACAAAUCGGAUACUCGUCUAUGAUGCAUUUUGAUAAGGUUCCCGACAAACUGCCCGAUUGGUGGGACGAGGAAGACGAGGAUGAGGAAGAGGACAAUGACCAUGAAAAGGGUGGAACUGGUAAUGGGAACAAGGGUCGAGGAGAGGGAGGGGGCGCAGGAGGUGGCGGAGGAGGCGGAGGGGGAGAGGAGGGAAUUUUCGCGCUUCUACUCGCUGCGUACGUGCGUGCCAUCAAGACUAACCCGGUGCGUACUAAGGCAUUAUCGACGGGGCUGAUUGCAAUUCUCGGAGACCUUCUGGCACAGAAAAUUUCACAGCGCGGCGACGGACAAUUUGUCCUUGACAUGCGUAGAUCGGCAUCAGUGGGCAUCUGGGGACUGCUUGCCUUGGGACCUGCUCUGCAUUAUUGGUAUGGGAUUCUAGACAGAUUGUUUCUGGGGAGAUAUGCCGUGAUCAGUAAGCUUCUGAGUGACCAGCUGUUGUUCGCUCCGGUAUGUAACACUGCAUUUAUGUUAGGUGUCGGUUCCCUUGAAGGAAAUCCGUUCAGUGAAGUGUCAAAGACAGUGCGGGAAAAGUUUUGGCCAUCAACCAAAGCGAACUGGACAUUAUGGCCUGCAGCGCAACUGUUAAAUUUUUCACUUGUGCCGAAGACAUUUCAGAUUGUCUACGUCAAUUGCGUUGCUCUGGUAUGGUCCGUCAUACUUGCAUACAUCGCACAUGAUGAAUGA